AUGCCGUCGGGGAGGGUUAUGGGAGAUAUGUUGAUUCUCCCCGAUGGGAAUGUCCUCAUAAUUAAUGGCGCGAAAACCGGGACCUCUGGUUGGGACGGGGCGGAGGAACCAAAUUUCACUCCGGUGCUUUACAGCCCGGAUAAACCGAAAGGGGAAAGGUUUACUGAGUUGACACCAACAAAAAUUGCCAGAAUGUACCAUUCCACUUCUGCGGUUUUGCCCGACGCUAAGAUCUUAGUAGCGGGAAGUAACACCCACGAUUCCUACGAUAUGAAAGCCAAAUACCCAACCGACAUGCGCGUCGAGAAAUUCUCGCCGCCGUACUUAGCCCCCGCACUGCAAAAGUUUCGGCCGCAGAUCGUGGAGAAGCUUUCCCAAACGGAAUUGGUUUAUGGAAAGAAUUUCAAUAUCCAUUUCAAGCUAGAUGAUGCGGCGGACAUGUCUAGUAUUAAGGUUACCAUGUAUCCGCCGCCUUUCACCACUCACGGGUACUCUGAGGGCCAAAGGAUGCUGAUUUUGGGACUCACCUCUGUGGCCAAGGAUACCAUCUCCGCCGUGGCGCCGUCCUCUGGCAAGCUUGCACCACCAGGCUAUUACUUGAUCUUUGUUGUGCACCGUGGCGUACCCAGCAAGGGAUUGGUUCUAAGGGAUAACGAGUUGGAGCUUUUGGAGAUGGCAGACACUCGUAGAAUCUCCCCCAAUCAAGGUAGUAGACAAAAAUUCAAUGACCCAUGUGGGCAAGAUCGCAAAAACUCGUAG
Molecule: messenger RNA, 759 nt
Organism: Ipomoea nil (Japanese morning glory)
Lineage: Eukaryota; Viridiplantae; Streptophyta; Magnoliopsida; Solanales; Convolvulaceae
Product: aldehyde oxidase GLOX1-like
Exons: 2
Coding region: 1-759 (252 amino acids)
Source: RefSeq, a predicted model, not a curated record